Messenger RNA from Morone saxatilis (striped sea-bass), 2649 nucleotides. It is a transcript of the gene serbp1a, whose product is annotated as SERPINE1 mRNA binding protein 1a. The record is from RefSeq and is a predicted model, not a curated record. The transcript has 9 exons. Gene Ontology annotation, cellular component: nucleus; cytoplasm. Lineage: Eukaryota; Metazoa; Chordata; Actinopteri; Moronidae. The coding region runs from base 123 to 1355 and encodes 410 amino acids. Gene Ontology annotation, molecular function: mRNA 3'-UTR binding.
GAUGUCUAUCGCGCCGGAAGAGAAGAAGGUCCUUUUCCCAGCCAUCUUGUGGCUUCAUCUAGCGAAGUGUUCGCACCAAGCCUCAUAGAAUCGGAGGAAAAUCCUGCUGAAGGGGCGCCAUCAUGCCCGGACAGAUGCAAGAAGGUUUUGGCUGUGCCAUAACCAAUCGGUUCGACCAGUUAUUUGACGAUGAGUCGGAUCCCUUUGAGCUUCUGAAGCAAGCCGAAGUAAAGAAGAAGGAGGCUCCUGCUCCUGGUGCCGCCAAGACUCUAGCCCAGGCUGCCAAGCAGCAGAAAAAGGAGUCCCAAAAAGACAGAAAGGCCCCACUAUCCGAUAAGAAGGAGGAGACCCAGGCACCCGUCCCACCAAAGAAAGAUGGUGCCGGCAUGAGGAGAAUGGGCCGCAAGCCGGAGGGCGAUGGCUCCAGACCCCAGGGUGGCCAGGGAGAGGGGCGCCCCCCGACAGACAGGCGGCCUGUGGAUAGACGGCCCCCACGCCGCUUCGAGAGGCCUGCUGGUGACGCUGGCGAGAAGCCUGAGGGUGGCGAAUUCUCAGUGGAAAAACCCAUUGGUGAUAGGCCGAUGAGAGGGCGUGGCGGCGGCAGAGGAGGCCGUGGAGGAAGGGGACGUGGCAUGGGACGCAGCGAUGGCUUUGAUUCCAGAGGAAAACGUGAAUUUGAUAGACACAGUGGCAGUGACCGAUCUAGUCUGAAAGGUGAGGAGAAGCGUGGUGGAAGUGGAUCUCACAACUGGGGCACCGUCAAGGAUGAACUAAAUGAGCUUGACCAAUCAAACGUCACUGAAGAGAACCCUGAGGGAGAGGAACAUCCACCUGCUGACUCUGAGAACAAAAGGGAGAAUGAGGUUGAGGAAGUGAAGGAGGAAGGCCCCAAGGAGAUGACUCUGGAUGAAUGGAAGGCCAUGCAGGACAAGGAGCGGGCCAAGGUGGAGUUUAACAUCCGUAAGGUCAACCAGGGAGAUGAUUGGAACAAAGGAUUUGUGCUGCACAAGUCCAAGGCAGAGGAUAAGAAAAGCGAACUGAUUGACCCUGAGAUUGAUGAGUCUAAGUUGGAUGAUGCGCAUCACUUCAGGAAGCCAGCCAAUGACAUUACGUCCCAGCUGGAGAUCAACUUCGGAGACCUGGGUCGCCCAGGCCGUGGGCGCGGAGGGCCACGUGGUGGCCGGGGCGGCCGUGGCCGUGGGGCCGUUGGCGAUCGUGGUGGUGGUGCCGGCGGUGGUGCUGCUGCUGCAGCCGCCGCCGAGGCUACUAGGCCGGUCCGUGGAGGAAGGACUGACAAGUCAUCUGCGUCGGUGCCCAAUGUGGAUGACCCAGAAGCCUUCCCAGCCCUGGCUUAAGCCCCGGCUGUUGUCCCUCAGGCCUACAGGAGCCUCUUAAGCACCUCCAUUAUGAGGCUUGCAUGUUCCUGGAUCCUUCAGCAAAGUGAAAUGAUGGAGAAGAGUGUCAUUAUCUAUGGCACUUAAUGUGAGGACUGAGUUUUACCCAAUAAAAACAAAACGAAGAUGGAAAAAAAAAAACAGAAAUUAACACAAAAAAAAGAAAAAAAAGAAAAGGACUUCUUGCUACUCUGGAGCAACUUAUUGGUAGAGGUUUUGUACUUGGAAACAAAGUAGCAGGGAUGUUUUCAUACAGUAUUUUUUUCAGAGGUUAUGCAUUGUCCAUUGAUACAUUUUUGUAAUUGCUGCUUGAAAAUAUGCAUUUAGAAAUGUAAGCAUAAGAGUGUCUUCAGCUUGGUGUGAGCCAUUGCUUGGUCGCUUUGAAAUAGGCACUGUGGAGCUUUAACCCAAGCUCAUAGGCUCUGCCACACCAGGUAUUUCUGAUGAAGUUAGAGCUUCACUCAUUGAGAUUUACAGAUUUUUUUUUUCUUUAGCACUGGGGUAUUGUUUUAUAUUUUAUACAGGAGGUCUAUUCUUCUAUGAUCUUCGGCCUGUAAAUCUUAACUAUUUUCAUAAAUUCUGUCAGACUAUUUCACAUGGUGCAAAUAGAACACGAUCUUGAUCAAGGGAUGCUGUCUACAGGUGAAUGCAUUGAUGAAAUGGCGCCUAAAUAUGUAUUAAGGUUCAUUUAUACUGAAAUGUUCUAAAGGAGGAACAUUAGGUCAUUUUUGAGGAACACAUCGGUGAUUACUCUCCUAAAUUUGCAUUGAUCCUGAGACUUUUGUCAAGUGGAUAAAUUUAAAGUUGAAAGUUACUCCAUGUGUUCUGAUUUACUUGUAUUUGGGGUGCUAUAACACCAUCUUGUCUCUUCCUCCCUGAUAAUUUCAUCUUUUGAUUACUUGUUUUUGCUUUCACGAGCGAUACGGAGAGGAAGUGUCUUUACACAGUUGAGAUGUGGCUGUAGUCCGCUGGAAGCCCUCAGACCUUCUCCGACUGUUUACACUCCACUCGAGCAUCCUUCCACAGAUGUAAACUCGGCCCAGCUUCAGUUUGUUUCUGCAGUCUGUUCUGUGCUGAUAUUUUCCUCCACUGUUGACUUGCCCUGUAGCUUCCACAGUGGCACCACUGCAUAAUUGCUCUGAAAGAAAUACGGUCGUUCAUUGUGUGGAGCAACUGAAGUGCUCUACAAAUGUGUGAAUUCUAGCCCUGCUAUUAGAGACCUCUGUCGGUAAAUAAAGAUGGUCGAUAAAUCUUU